Molecule: messenger RNA, 2601 nt
Organism: Trichomycterus rosablanca
Lineage: Eukaryota; Metazoa; Chordata; Actinopteri; Siluriformes; Trichomycteridae
Gene: misp
Product: mitotic spindle positioning
Exons: 5
Coding region: 1-2601 (866 amino acids)
Source: RefSeq, a predicted model, not a curated record
AUGUUCAAAUACACUCCUCCAUGGCAAGUGUUGUGCAGCAGUUUGGAGCAUGAAAAUAAGAGACAAUCAACACUGCUGUGCAGUCCUUGGAAUGUACAAAUACCAGAAGAGGAGACAAUUCUGAGCUACUCACACCAGCCUGUAACAUCAUCAAUCCCUGUAGGUGCUGAAGACCACCCAUCAUCCAGAAUUACCAUGGGUAGUACUCCUAAACGAUGGGUGAUGAAACCCCUGUCACCUAAACUAGAAAAAUCAGACUUGCGGGCCAUUUUGAGCCCUGGAAGCGAACCAUAUUCCUCAGAGACAAGCUGGCGUCACAGUCGCGGUGGAGAUUCUCUUGCAUUCAGCUUUGAUAACAUCUCAGUUGGUCGUGUCAAGUCCUCCGUGAUAGUGUCAUCCCUGAAUGGAAAGGGUAACGGGGAUGUUGUGGUCCAUGCCCGGCAGGUGGCUGUAUGUGAGGAAGACAGCACCAGUGAAGAUGGGCUGCCCAGCAUUCCAAGCAGCCCUAGUUCUUCAUGUAGUGCAGACUGCCAUGUGGGUUUCUACUCCUUUGUAGAUGACCCAGGAAGCCCAGAGGCUGAGAGAAAUGAGGCCUACAUGAUGUCACCUGAGAGACAGACUAAGCUGUCCACUUUGAAGAAGAAGAGUGGGUUUAAGUUGCAGACCUACACAGACGAAAGAAGACCUGAAAAGCUGUUCCAAGAAACAAAUGGAGAUUCCAAUUAUCAAGUCACUGACACAUUAGCAGAAAAUGAGGAGGAGGACAAGCCAGAUCGAAUGGAGAUCAUCCGGAGCCAGGCACCCAAAAAUAACCUCAAAGAACAGUGGAGUUCCCUGGAGAACCUGGAUGUUAGUGAUUCUUCUCAGAAUUUGGUUGAGGGAUUUAGUCUGUGCUACAGUCCUGUCAGCACAAAGCAGCCUCUCAUGUCUAAAGCAGAGCCGGGUACCAUCGACAACCAGCAGAUCGACUUUAACGCAGCACUGAAACAAUUCUUAUCAAUGGAGCACUCUAAGCAAAACCCUUUCAAGAAUAGCUCUCAACAACUGCCACAAUCUCCAAAGCUCCGAGCAAGAUCUUUGUCAGCAGGAGCUAGAGUUUUCACUAAAGAAGACAGCAAGAAUAAAAACCUAAAAGAUGACUCUAGGCAGAUUCAAGACCUCUGGGAGAGACCAGAUGAAGCAAGGAUACCUACCAUCAAAGAGGAACCAGAAUUCAAAGCGGAACCAGACAAGGUUCAAAGUAGCCUAGACCUAGACUUAGGUCUUGGCAGCCAAGGUCUGGGUAGCACAAUUGAUAAAAGUUUCCCCACCAUGUCUCCCACUUUAGAGAUGACAAGUAGUUCAUCUCUGGCUAGCAUGAAUGAAACGCCUAUUGAGAGGGAGAUCCGAUUAGCUCAGGAACGAGAGGAAGACUUGCGCCGAUCACGGGGAAUAUUUCGCCAAGACACAACAGAAAUGGUUGAGAUUAGGACCAAGCCAAUUCUGUCUCAGCCAUCCCCACAGACAAAGCCUAUCAAAGAUUCUAACAGAAUGAGUUUACUUAUUCAACGUGAGAUAGAAAGAGAAAAUAGGAGUACGGAGCCUUACAAGCAAAAGACUCUUGGUGACAAGAAUGGAACCGGAGCUCUAUCAGACCAGAUGCAGAAUAUAUCCCUGAGUCCCGGUGCCAGAGUACCUUUCACAGGUAAACCUAUAACUGUUGAGGACACGCCAAUUACAAAGAGUUCUAUUACUGCACAAAAGAACGACGUCCUGAAGUCUGAAGAAACUCUCUCUCUAUGCUGUCCCCAUCGACACCAAGAUGAGACAGUAAUUCCCAAUAACUCAAAUCAAAACCAGCCAAAAAAGUCAAGAAGAUUAUUUACCCAUGCUGACUCGCUGUCUACACCAACUUGGAGAUCUAAUUCCGAGAUCUCAAGUGAGAGGCCUCUUAAGCUAAAUGCCCCUGACAUGAUCCGGCGGGAGAUUGAAGAGGACCUUAGACGAGAGCAGGAACUUCAAGAAUUACGAGAGACCACCAGUCUGUCCCUCUCAACAGACAAAGACAUGAAAGCAUCUGGGCACACACUACCAGCCAUCAUGACCCCUAAAGUUUCUGACCAAAACAACAGCAUCCAGACUUUAUUAAACAGUUCCUAUGAGAAUGUAUUUGAGAAUGAUGCUGUCCAACAUGAAAAAUCUACACAGAGGACUAGUCAAAAUCACUCCUAUUCCAGAAACGUGGAUUCCAUUCCUGUGACACCCACAUCUAUAGCAGGUCCAAGUGCAAGACUUCCAUCUGUGUCCAUGAUGACAGCUCAGCCUUGGAGUGGCCUGAAAUCCACAUCUCCUGCAGUCCUGAGGGCAAUUACUAAUCUUCCCUCUAGUCUGCUAACUGAAACCUCCUCCAGCUCUUCCCAAAAAGGUCUGACUGAAACACUGCUAGAGGAUUUUGAGGAAAGACGAAUCAGGCAGAAGCUUGAGGAAAGCUCUUAUGCUGGGAUUCAGCCUGUUGAUGACAUCAAUAAUGAGGUCGUAGAAGUGACUCGUGUGACGCGGCACAAAAACACAAGGGCUAUGCGCUGGGAGGCUGGCGUAUAUGCUAAUGAAAAGGACAACUAA